UUUUUUCACCUUCCUUCCCCCUUAAGAUCUUUCCUCAGAGACAUCUCACCGGUGCAAUGUCCCGCCAUGCGACUAGCGGCAGACAAACAAAUGAAACAGACGCUGCUUAACAGGCGUGCGCUGCUGGUAGCAAAAGUGGAAGAACUCGACAAACGCACGGCACUACCGUUUUCCACAUGCUGUUUUCUUCAGCGGUGGGUGCUUGUUUUCAGGGACCUGUAAUGAAUCGCGCUGUGGGACGACCCACAGUGAGGACAGUGCCCGUCAAUGUUCCCUUGCAGACAGUGGUCACGACGACCGGUGACAGUGGUGUGUGCUGCGGUUGUUUCAACUUCGGGAUAUUCAAUACGCGGGCUGGGAUUUAUAAACUCGUUGAAGUGAUUCUGGGCGCGAUCUGUCUAUACCUGGUGCUGCUCUAUGGUACCCCUGUGUGGCUCAUGUUGGGACCAGCCUACGCCUUCUACCUGACUUCAGUUGCCGCUUCUCUCAUGGGCUCCAGCGUCUUUUUCUUCUCUUACCUUCUUUCCAGAAAGACAUACCUUGUUGCACGAAAUACUGUACUGGAGACGGUGCAGAAUACAAUCGCCUUCCUGCUUCUGAGUGGGUCCUCUGCAUUCCUGGUGGUGCAGACGUCGCUAUGGCUCUGGCCACUCUACCUUCUGACUCCUUUCUUCCAGGCGUAUCCCGCCAUGAUGGCUGCUGGGGUGCUCGGUUGCUGUGCAGCGGCUGUUCAUGCAUUCGACGGCAUUCUGGCAUUCCGGGAUAUGAAACAAUGACACACAGCAACGGCUAGAGACGUUACACUGAUGUAUAUAUGAAGUUGGCGCACUUGUGUAAUUAAUAAACAGAGUAUACUUG
Molecule: messenger RNA, 858 nt
Organism: Ornithodoros turicata
Lineage: Eukaryota; Metazoa; Arthropoda; Arachnida; Ixodida; Argasidae
Gene: sing
Product: protein singles bar-like
Exons: 4
Coding region: 177-776 (199 amino acids)
Cellular component (GO): membrane
Source: RefSeq, a predicted model, not a curated record